CGAACACGUGUCUCGCGCCACAACAAACCGCUCGAGAAGUUGCGCGAGUCUGUCGCGAGGUAAACAUCGUGAACUCUGUCGGUUCCGUUCGGCGAAACCGAAAUGGAAGUAACGGACAGCCCUCUAAAUCGUGCCCAUCGUUUUGGCCGAAAGGCAGAUCGGUUGGUGGCAAAGGAAUUCUUCGAAGAGGCGAUUUUAUGCCACAAGAAAGCAGCAGAGCUGUUGAAAGAGACGUUGUCAAUAACACAGAGUGAACAGGUACGGCUGUCUUUAGAGCUGCAGAGAGACCGGCAUCUGCAACAGCAGCGACUGAUCGAGAUGAGCCACAGACACGCCAGACUCAAAGGGAAGCGGCCGGUCACCUCAGCCCCGAUAACACGCCGUAGCGGCCCGAAAGCCCUCCAGAGCCCUCCGCUCGGCUGGAAGGCUGCCAAAGACGACAAGACCCGGUUGGAAGAGCAGAGCACGGCCAUCGCUGACCUGUGGAAGCUUGCGGCACUUCUCCUGCUGGAGAACAAGCGCUUGCUGGAGGAGCGUGACAAACUGAAGGCGGAGAACGCUAGUCUGAAGAGAGACCUGUAUGAGGAGCAUCAGAGUCCUCGGGCUUCUGCGCUGGGCAUGAGGCUCCUCCACGUUCCUCCUGAGCUCCAGCAGGAGAUCCAGCUGCUGUUGAAGACGGCAGAGGACAGAUAGACCCGCGUCACAGCUCUUUUGUUUCUCAUGCUCACCAAUGCUGCAUUUAUUUGAUCAAAGAUAUAGUACAACAGCAAAAGGAAAAUAAUAAUACUGUUUAAAACGCCACUAUUUUGAGUUAUGGAAGGUGAUUAUUUUGGUUUUGGAAGUCCUAAAUAACAGGUGGACAUGCAUGCAAGGUCAAAACACACUGUCAUUUUCUUAUAUUAUGCACUUUUUUUAUCCUAUUUGAUCAAAAGAUUCGUUCAGUGGUUCAUUUUUCCAAACUCUUUCCACUGAUUGGUCGAUUUUGUGCGCUUUUUAUUAAGACCAACGAAAAAGAUCACCAAGUGGACAAUAUACUAAUAUUAAACUUUGAGGGCUUGGGACUCGUUUGAAAUGAUUCAGAGUCAACCCUUUCUUUUGAAAGACAGUAACUUUAUACAAGGUGCACUUUCAGAUGUAAUGCUUUGUAGAAUGGUUUUUAAUUCACUUAGAGCUGCGUUACACCCCACAUGAAAGGUAUUUUUUCAAAAAUAGAUAAUAGGAGUGUUAUUUAAAUUAUUAAUAAUCAUUCCUCAACUUGCAUAACCCAAACAAUUGGAUAGUAUCUUUAUCAACUAAUAUUAAGCAACAAAAUAGCUUAUUUCGAGAUAAAAAAUAUAACAUUUUCUUCAGCACUAAAUCAGCAUGUUAGAAUGAUUUUUGAAGGAUCACGUGACUCGGAUUACUAGAAGAAUGAUACUAGAAGAAAUGUUACAUUUUAAAAUCUAUCGAAAUGCUAAAUAUUCUUUUAAAUUGUAAUAUAUCACAAUAUUACUUUUGAUCUAAUAAUUGCAGCCUUGAAGAAACUUCUUUCAAAAACAACUAAACAAAAAAAUAAUUACAUGUAUAAAUACAUGUUCCUAGUCUUUCUAAACAUGUAUUGCUAAUAAUAAAUGAUACACUUUAUUUUGAUAGUUCCGAUAACUUCAAGUAACUUUGUAACUACAUCUCAACUAAUUCUCACUCUGAUUAUUCUAACAAUAGUUAGGGUUAGUAGAAUAAGUUGACAUAUACUGGCAAAGUUUCUGAUAGUAUAGAGUGUUAGAAGAUAUUAGCAGACAGUCCACUGAUACUCUAAUGACUGCUAGUUGACAUGUAGUUGCCAAGUUACUUAGAACUAUCAAAAUAAAGUGUUACCAAAAUGUGGUUUUGAAACGUUAUGAAAAGUUUUUUGUGUGAGGGGAAUCAAGUCAAAUGAUUUUUUUUUUACAUGCGCAAUGGAAAAUGCGUCUCAGUUACACAAAUAUUAUUUUCUCCUUUCGGAGGUUAAGGUUAGGUAAAAAAUAACUUUGAGAAAUCCUAAAAUCUUUGAAUGGAUAUAACUGGAUCACAUGAACAGUCACGACAGACAAAUCAAUUUAGAUUUUUCCAUUUUUAAUGGAAAUUGUAAAACAUCUCUUUAACUUCAAUGUACAUACAGUAGCAAACAACACAUACAGCAAAUAAAGCACACCAUGUUAUAGAAAAUCAUAAUUAUAUAUUUAUAUAUGUAUAUUCUGCUAUUUACAUAUUACAUUUCAGCUUAAAAUUUCACAAGUUUUUUUUUUUUUUU
This is a messenger RNA of Puntigrus tetrazona (Sumatra barb), 2269 nucleotides long. It is a transcript of the gene nrbf2a, whose product is annotated as nuclear receptor binding factor 2a. Gene Ontology annotation, biological process: autophagy. The transcript is spliced from 4 exons. NCBI's taxonomy places the organism in Eukaryota, Metazoa, Chordata, Actinopteri, Cypriniformes, Cyprinidae. Bases 103 to 693 code for a protein of 196 amino acids. The record is from RefSeq and is a predicted model, not a curated record.